Molecule: messenger RNA, 5257 nt
Organism: Paramecium pentaurelia
Lineage: Eukaryota; Ciliophora; Oligohymenophorea; Peniculida; Parameciidae
Source: the annotation of a GenBank genome assembly
UAUGAAUAAUCGACGAGUGUUUUAUGAUGAGUCUAUUUGGGAACGGUUUGAGAACAGAAUAAAAACAUGGACUUAUGGACUCACACAUGAAUUAUUGUAGAAUCAAGUUUGCAGUCCAUUCUUGUUCAAGUUCCUAAUAUUGAUUGAGCUCAUCCAACUUGUAUUUUUUGAAUUGACAAAUUAUAUAGCUGUAUUAUUCGAUCCAUCCAAACUUAGAUUUUCUAUUCAAAACUGUAUGGUUGGAAUACUUCCGUAAUGCAUUGCAAUACUUUUAAGUGAAUUACAUCAUAUUCAACGGUGGUGUAAACGUACUGUUAAUAGUAAUGUACAUUGUAAGUUUGAUUUGUUGUAUUAUUUAUAGUCUUUUGGAGUUCAGAUUCUUAUGUUAUUACUAUUGGUCAUAAUUACAUUCAAACUAACAUCAAAUAAGAGAAAGCCAAGCACCUUUCUUACAUACUGUCUAAAAAUAUUUUCAUUGUAUGGCUUACUGUUGAAUACUAUUUUGACAAUCCCUAUAUUCAAUUCCUUCAUUGCCACUAUUUUUUGCAAUUCAGAUGCUCCAUUUUCAGAUGGUUUAGAAUGUUAUGCUGGUCUACACUUUUUGCAUAUAUCAUUAGCUGUAAUAUUAUAUAUCAUUUUUAGAUAAUUGGUUUGAUCUUAUUCCUAAUAAAUGUACUCUAUUUUGGAUUGCUUUAUGCUGAACUCAAUCCAAGUUCACCCAUUCCCUUUGCAUCUCCAUAAUCCAAGACUUAAUUGGUAAGACAGUUAAUUAAAAUCAUUUUACCUUUAUAUGUGACUCUAGAUUUCAAUGGUGAAAUUGCAGAAGUUUAUAUAUCACUUUUAGCAGCUUUUUAUUUAUUAUUAUUAGUAUAAAGAUAUAGAUCUCCUCCUUAUUAUAAUAAAAGUGUUUAUGGAUUCAUUGUAGUGUAGGAAGUUUUACUAUUCUGGGCUAGUUUAGUUGGUGUUAUAACUGCAUUUUUGGAUUUAGGAGCAGUUGAUGAUAUUGGAUUGUUUUAUAUGAUUUUAGGAAUGCCAUUAAUAUCAUUAGUUUAUUUCUAAUUAUUGACUUUUAGACAAUAAUAACUAUUAAAAACACCAAUAAAAUCAUUCAAAAAGGAAACAGAUAUUGAAAUAUAUAUAAAUCAUCUAAUGGAUUUAAUUGAAAAUCGUGAAAUUCUUCAAUCAAGAAUAAUUUUAGAAGGUGUAUUAAAAUUGCAUUUAAAGAAUUGUGGAAAACCAAGUGAGAAUUGUGUAUGUUAAUAAUUGGUAGCUGAUAAUUUGAAGGAUGAAGAGACACCUUAAAAAUUGAAGAGAUGGUAUCAAUUAAUAAAGAGUAUUAUUUCUGAUGCUCUGGAUAGAUAUCCAAAAUGUCCAAGAUUACAUUUAUUGAAUUCAUACAUACAUCAUGAGAAAUUGAAGAAUAAAUUUAAAGCAUUAUUUGAAUUAAUGAUCACUGAAGAAAAUAAACCAAAUUUAUAAGAAGAAUUUAGUAUUUAUAGAUAUAAGAAUUUGAUUGAAGAAGAAAUGAUUGAAAAUGAUAUGAGAACAUCUGAAAAUAAAGGAGUAGAUGUUAAUAUCAUAGUAGUAUUUUAAAAUAAAUUUGUUAAUUUCCUUAGUAGUAUAGAAAAAAGUGUUACAUUACAUAUGGAAUUUUGGAGAGAAUUAUUAGAAGAAAAUCCAGAUAUAUAGAAAUUAUAAUCACUUGGAUCUAAGAUUACAAAUACUGUUGAAUCUACAAGUGAUUUCUAUAAAAAACUAUAAGAAAUGAAUUAAAAUCAUAUUAAAUGUCUAUAAGUAUAUGGUAAUUUUUUGAAAGAUAUUGUUAAUGAUGAUGUUGAAGGUUAAAGAAUCUUAGAAAAAGCAGAAUAUAUACAAAAGAGCACUGCUGUCAACAAAUUAGGAUUGGAUUAAGAAAGAUAGAAAUAUGGUGAAAAUGCUAAUACUUGUAUCAUCACUUGUUCAGGAAAUUAUAAUAAUAUAGGUGUUGUUACUAAUGUUAAUAAUGAAAUCACUAGAAUUUUAGGAUUCUCUAAGUCAGAUAUUAUUGGAUAAAAUGUUAAUAGAAUCAUGCCAAAAGUAUAUGCAGAUUAACAUGAUCAAUUUAUGAAGAAUUAUUUAGAAACUAGUGAUUCUAAAGUAAUUGGAUAGGAAAGAAUAUUAUUAGCUUAAAAUAAGAAUAAUUAUUUAGUACCAUGUACUCUCAUGAUUAAAGUCUUACCUAAUUUAGAUGAAGGUAUUUAGAUUGUUGGAUUCUUGAAAGACAUAGAACCUGGAAGUUCUUAUUUGAGAAGUGAAUAAGAAAUUGAUUAGGAAUGGCAUUUUAUUAUUAUUAAUGUUAAUAGUCAAGCCAUCUUAGGAAUUACUUAAUCUUGUUAUACAAGAUAUGGUAUUCCAGCUUCUUUGGUUUAUGGUAAUUCAACUAACACUAAUGAAUUUACUAUUGAUGCUAUUGCUCCAGAAUUAGUGGAUAUUAAAAACUAGGAUGAUCUCAAAUCUUAAGGUUUGGUUACUACUAUUGAUACUUCUUAACUUUAAUAAAAUUUCCUUUUGGGAAGAGGAGAAAGUGAUGAUGAGAUGUCAUUAGAAGAGGAAGAAAACAUUUAUGAACCUGCUUAAUAAGUUUCAUAGAUGUAAUCUAAAAUAGGAGAUUCUAAUUUAGGAUAAAUGUUAAACUAAAAUCAUUAAUAUAAAGAAACUGCUGUUGAUUUAUCUUAAUAAGUCUAGAAUUCUAAAAUAGAAGAAGCCAAGAGUAAAAAGUUAUAAAAAUAGCAAAGAUAUAAAAAAUAUAAGAUUAAAGCUUUUGUUUAAGAUGAAACAGAAUUUGGUGAUUAAAAAAUAUAAAUUAUCAGAUUCUAUGAAGUUGAUGAAAAUGAAGAAAUUAAAUAAUAAAGAUCAAUGGAACCAGCAGCUGAAGAAGCAUAAUAGAAUUAAAUGAAAACAGUUAUGAAAGAUGAAUAAUAAGUUUAAGAAGAUGUAAAUGCAUCUGAAGGAGAAUCUAAUUUAUCAGGAGGUUCAGUGAAUGAUGAUAUGAGAUAAUUAAAAGAUUUUAAAGCCUUGAUUUCUGAAAAAACAGAACCUAAAUAUAUUCGUAUUUUGAAACGAACUGUCUGGUUUAUUAUGCUCUUACUAAUCGUUUUAAGUGCAUUGAUAUUGGGAUAUAGAAUGAGUCAAAGUUCAGAUGUUUAAGAAGGUGCUGAUGCCAUUUAUUUGUCAUAUAUGAGACAUAACAUUAUGGCAGAUGUAAACUUUUACACUAGAUUACUUUAAAUGUUAGGAAAUAGUACUUACAUAGCAGAUAAACAUGGUUAUACUACAACAACUGCAGAUACUUUUAUUAAGGCCAAUGUAAUAUUAUAAUAUUAAUGUUUAGCUAUCCUAUUUAGUAGAUACAUUAAAAGUGGUGUAAUUUGAUGUCAUUAAGGCUAGAAUCAAAAUGGAAGCAAGAAUGACUGGAUCAACUAAUUUGGAAACAUAUUAAGUUAAGUUUUUGCUGACUUCUGGUGAAGAGAAAACGUAAUUAUUUAUUAUUAUUAUAGUUAUGAUAACAUUUUUAAUGAUGCAUUGUUUUAAAUUAUUACUUCAGCUUCUUCAUUAAGAAAUUCCUCUGCAGCAUCAUUUAAUGGUUCUGUAACAACAGUGGAUAAUACAUAAAAGAAUUUUUUUUAUGUGAUGACCAAUGGUUUAUUUGUUUUGAGAAAGGGAUCAGAAAAUAUUGCAUAAAGAUUCUUCGAUUUUUAUUCUGAUGAAAUAAACAAUUAUUAAGUAACCUUCUUUGUUAUUAUGGGUGUUGGUAUAUUCUGUUUAGUAGUAUCUGCUAUGAUACUAAUUCCUAUUGUAUUUUAAGUGCAUAAAACAAAUAAUAUGGUUAUGUCAUUAUUUGGUAUCAUACCAAUAUAAGAAAUUAAAGAAUUAGCUGCAAAAUGUGAAAAUUAUAUGUAGGAAUUCUUGGAAGAUAAAAAUGAAAAGAAAGAAAUGGUUGAUAAAGAAGAUAAACCACCUUAGCCUAAUGUUUAACCUCCUGAAGUAGAAAAAACAUAGAAUAAAGAUGUUUUUGAAAUGAAUAAUGAAGAAGAAGAUAGAAGUGAUAAAAAGAAAACCUAAUAAUAAAAUGGAUCAAAUGGAAGUGGAUAAAAUGUAUUACAAACAGGUUAACCUAAUUCUAAUGCUAUUCAUACAUCAAUUACAGCCAAACCAACUGAAAAUAAAGCAACUCCAUCUGCUUUUACUUAAGGAGCAACCAAAAAUGAUUAAAAAUAACAAUAAUAAUAAGAGUAAGAUAAAAAAGAAAAUGAAGAAGAAAUAGAGAAUCUACGUUCUUAAAAACUAUUAAACUCAAAAGAUAAUAAUAAAUCAGUAGUUAUUGUUCAAUUUUUAAUUUUUGCUCUUAUUUUUAUUGCUUAUUUCAUUUUAGAUAUUAAUUUAGAAUUGAUAUUUUUGGAUAAUGUAUAAAAGGUUUAUGAUCAUCUUUAAUAUUCAUCUAAAAGACCUAUUUCUAUUAAAUAUAAUGUUUACUUUACAUUUGAAGAAGUAGUGACAAAUAAGACUUAAUUAGAAGAUUCAUUAGAUAUGAGAACUGAGUUUCAAAGUAAAUUGUAUGAUAAUGAGAGAAAUUUAUUCUAAUCUUUGACUUAAUCAUUUCCUUCAUAAUUUGAUUCAUACUUGUCCAACUUUUAAGCUUUUACAUAUAACAAUUUAUGUACAAAUGACUUUAGUAUAAGUAAAUAUUUUUAUCUUAAUAUCUAGACAAUUUUGAAACAGAUUAAACAGGAUGUGCCAAUGUAGAUUCAGGAUUACUUACAAGUGGAUUGAAAACAGCUUUUGUUUCAGUGGCAUUGAGUACAAAUGAUAUGAUAAGUUAUUGGAAGAAUACAGAAAGAACUAGAACAGGUAUAGAUAUAUAUAUUACAAUAAAUUAGACUUAAUAUCUACAAUUAACAAUUAGACCUAUCAUAAUAAAUUACAUAGAUUAUUAUACUAUAUUUCACCUGCAUGUGAUUAUUUAACAGAUCAAUUCAUGUCAGGAAUUACAGAUUUCUUAUCUUAUAGUGAUUCUAUUGAACAAAUGAAAUUUAGUGUUUAUCUGGUUUUGAUGUUUGCUGCAUUUAUUUUUUGUUGGACUCCUUAUUUGAAUAAUCUAUCAAAGUAGAUAUGGAGAACUAAAGGAAUGUUGAAUAUGAUACCUAUGGACAUUAUACAAAAAUAUCCUAAUUUGAAACAAUAAUUUAUUGGAGGAGAAAUAUUAUAAGCAGUGAAAUGA